AUGGCUCCCCUCCACUUAGGUGCACUUGUCUACGACUAUCAAGCUAUAGAUGUCUUGGGCCCAACAGACCUCCUCAACUCUGCCACCAAGCCAUACAUCCAAACCCUAUCUGGCCAUUUGAAGGUCGACCAAGACACAAUCUCUCGCGCCCCAGAGUUCGUCUUUCAUCACAUCGGCAUCACUCGCGAAACUUUUGUUCUUGAAACAAGUAACAUUCCGAUUGUCCCGACUACAACCGUGGACGAAUGCCCCGAACUUGACAUCCUUCUCCUCGGGGGUCCGGAUCCCAUGAACUUUGAGCUUCAUCCCAAGUACGCCGAGUUCAUCCAAAAGCACGUCGCAGCUGGAAAGCUUCUCUUCACCACUUGCACUGGAGCCAGCGUCGCUGCGGCAGCGGGUGUACUUGACGGCAAGAAUGCGACAGUCAACCACGGUGCUAUUCAGCCUCUCAGACAGAAAUUUCCGAACGUCAAGUGGACUGAUGAGAAGAAAUGGAUUGUCGAAGGGAACAUUUGGACUGCGGGCGGUGCAGUUGCCGGAAUGGACAUGUUUGCGCAUUGGAUCAAGGAGAACUUUGGAAUGGAUAUCAUGGUUUUGGCUGCCUCGAUGUUGGAUUAUGAGCCGAGGGACGUUGAUGGUAUUUUGAACGUCAUUCCGAAGAGGUAUGAUGAAAAUGGCAAGCAGUUGCAGACUCAUGUUUUCAAAUAGAAAAUGGUAUCAGUGCCUGUCAAGACCAUCCUAAACGGCAUUAGUCGAGAUACCAGGGCAGGCCAAGUCAUCAAAGGGAGGAUUGAACCAGUGAAAUCUUGUCCAUUGCAUAUUGGGUCAUUUCAUGACAGGGUAUAUAACAUAUCUAAAUCAAAUCCCAUCUCCUC
This is a messenger RNA of Fusarium odoratissimum NRRL 54006, 875 nucleotides long. RefSeq lists its product as uncharacterized. The transcript has a single exon. The record is from RefSeq and is a predicted model, not a curated record. NCBI's taxonomy places the organism in Eukaryota, Fungi, Ascomycota, Sordariomycetes, Hypocreales, Nectriaceae. The coding region runs from base 1 to 708 and encodes 235 amino acids.